UUCAGACGGACGUGUUUUUAAGGGCGUCUCUAUUUAUGGGGUUACCUUUAAGCCCAGGUUUGUACCAAAUGAACGGAUGUACAAAAGCUCAUAGAGGCGUAUUUGUGAUGUUGUGUCUUCAAGGGAAAUUACGAACUGCUUUAAUAUCUUGUACUUUUGUCAAUUCUUAACCAGUUCAGGGGAUUUUAGUGUGCUGCUGAGAGCCCGAAAGGUAAAUGGCUAAUGACUGGACGAUUAGAUUUCUAUUCCCGACAGAGGCAGAAAUUCUUCUCUUUGCUACCACAUCCAGACCGGCUCUACACCAAACCAGCCUCGUCUUCAACGGAAAGUGUGAGAAGUUUUACUUGUGGUAAAGAGGCCGAAGCGCGAAGCUGUUUUCACUUCUAUCUGGUGUAUAGAUUAAGAAUGCAUAGAGCUGUACCUCCACAUUCUUAAAAGUCUUCAUCGUGUGGUGCAUAAGGACAACUGUAGUACUAUGGUGUAUUGAAGAAAUAUUUUGUGAAUGUGCGGUUAUGAUCAGAUCAUGUUAUGUUAAAGAACCAGUGGUAAAAUACACGUGUUUUAAUUAAUAUGUGGUAUUAAAAUGCAUGUACUGUUACUUACAGAAGACUUGAUAUUUUGUGUUGACUACUAAUGCUUCUAGGAACUAUGACAAAUCUUGACCAUAACUUGGCACUGCUGUCUCCAUGUAUGUUCGCGAAUGAAAACAGUUCUGUUGAUAUCAGGCACUCCCAAGAAGCGCCUGCAUCUUGUACCUGGUGCCAUAAUGGUAAGACGACCUCGAAUAUCAAAACUGACAUUGUGGCAUGGUCGAGUCCUUCAGUAUCAACAAGUGAACCACCACCAUUACACGCUUCAACAACAGAAAAGUACUUUUGGAAGUCUUCAAAUUUUCACGAAAGAGAAUCAGUGGCUGAUGACAUUACUACUAACUGUUGCGGUGAAAAUAUCUCAAAAAUAUCUGGAGAAACGAAUAUAACUUGUUGGAACAGUGACUUGUUACUGGACGAUGAAGACACAACAGAUGUGAGUGUAGAGGAGUCGAGCCAGUGGAGCGAUGUUUUGUUUGCACACCCGGACGACAGCAGGGGCACAUGUCCAGAAAGGAGGAGCACAUCUCGGGCGAAGACGACGAAGGUCUCUACGGCCACGUACAAGCACGUACCGCACCGCGACAAGCCCCCGCAGCUGGUAGCACGUCGAAACGCUCGCGAGCGGCGCCGAGUACAAGCUGUCAACUCUGCUUUCAGUCGUCUGCGUAAAGUCGUGCCCAUCGAGAACAACAGAGGGAAGCGUGUAAGCAAAGUGAAGACUUUGCACAAAGCCAUUGAGUACAUCAACCAUUUGCAGGAUCUUCUGAUCCAAUGUGAUCCGACGCAGACGCUGAUGCCAAACAGUAAGGAUCCGAACAAGGAGAAUGCAGGGCAAUCAAACAACCGUUGGCGUCAUGGUAACACAUUCGACUCAGGUUUUAGGACUGGAGGAAGCCACGAUGAUACCUUGGAGGAUUUUCUAGAAGAUUUUGAAGAUGACAUCUAGUAAUUCCUCCACUUAAGUAGGGAUUUAUUCAUUCAACAGACUAUACUAAGAAAGAAAUCUAGUCAGUUAUGUAGCGCUACAUGUAAUAUAACUUAUAACUGUAUUGUUCCACUUAUAUUCGUUGUUACAGUACAUAAUUACGUUCCAUUGCGAAGUGCAACUAUAAGAAUAACACCAUUUUCUUAGUACAAGAAGCUAAACUUUGACAUGACAUCAAUCUGUCACUCUGUCACUUAGGCCAAAAUGUUUUAUUCAGAGCCCUGUUCACAAAGAACACUUUAUAGCAGAUGAAUCUAAAAAUAAAUAAAAAAUAAUUAAUUUUAUGAUUGGGAUAGCCUUUUUUUCGGAUGUAUAGGCCUACACGAACGCUUUGCAUCUGCAGCUUAUUGCUUCCGUUGUGAAUGAAGUUACAUCGUAUUUGCCUAACGAAGCUUCCAUAAGAACAUGGCUGAUAAGGCAAGCCCUGAGCUCGUAAUCACAAAGUGCUGUCAGCAAUGAGGGCACCCUGACCAAAUGUCACGGGGAAAGGCACCAGUCUUGAAUAGUAAGAUAGUUAUGCCGCACACAAGGUCAGCAACCUAGAAUUUUUCCGGGAAGGAAAACGAAUUAAUAAAUCAAUAAAUACGCAAGUAAUUUACUAAAUAAGUAAAUUACUGAACAAAUGAGUCAAUGAAGAAAUAAGUAAAUAAACAGGUGAGUAAAUGAAUAUAUAAUACACAAAUAAAUAAGGAAUGAUGCAUAAAGAAAUACAAAUAAAAGAAUGAUUUUUCUGCGAAGUGGAUUGCAUACGUAUAUUCAGUGCACCUGCUAAAAAAAAUAAUAUAAUAGGUCUAGGCCUAUU
This is a messenger RNA of Zootermopsis nevadensis, 2380 nucleotides long. RefSeq lists its product as uncharacterized. Gene Ontology annotation, molecular function: protein dimerization activity; DNA-binding transcription factor activity, RNA polymerase II-specific; RNA polymerase II transcription regulatory region sequence-specific DNA binding. The record is from RefSeq and is a predicted model, not a curated record. Gene Ontology annotation, biological process: regulation of transcription by RNA polymerase II; developmental process. Lineage: Eukaryota; Metazoa; Arthropoda; Insecta; Blattodea; Termopsidae.